Aspergillus pseudotamarii is the source of this 2015-nucleotide messenger RNA. RefSeq names its product transcription factor domain-containing protein. Gene Ontology annotation, molecular function: zinc ion binding; DNA-binding transcription factor activity, RNA polymerase II-specific; RNA polymerase II cis-regulatory region sequence-specific DNA binding. Gene Ontology annotation, cellular component: nucleus. Gene Ontology annotation, biological process: positive regulation of transcription from RNA polymerase II promoter by galactose; DNA-templated transcription. The transcript has 7 exons. The coding region runs from base 1 to 1923 and encodes 640 amino acids. The record is from RefSeq and is a predicted model, not a curated record. Lineage: Eukaryota; Fungi; Ascomycota; Eurotiomycetes; Eurotiales; Aspergillaceae.
AUGAGUGAGAGUAUUAAUACCACACAGGUUAGCCUGGGUCGAAAUUCUCACAUUCCUGCUUGUACCGAAUGUCGAGCUCGGAAAGCGAAAUGCACCAAGACUCGACCAUCGUGCGCACACUGUAGAGCUCUGAACCAGCCCUGUGUGUAUCCAGAAAAGGUGGUGAGGUCGCCUUUGACUCGGCAACACCUCACCAAAGUCGAAAACAGAUUGGAAGUGCUUGAAGCGGCACUGGAGAAGCUAUUUCCAGGAGGAGCCACCGAGACCCUAAUUCGUUCGUUGCUGAGUGACUCACCGGGUUGUCAUGUUUCUUCUCAACCGAUCAGCACAGAACCGACCUCAGUUUCCAACACACCUGUCCAUUUGACGAACGAGAAUGAACGAUCCCUGGUUUCCCAGCAGGAAGAUAUAAUCGGCAAUUCAACAAAUAACUUGCCUGACAUUGAGAUGGACGAAUCUCAAAGCUCCUUGGAUGCCCAUAUUUUGGACCUCAAUCCGAGUGAUUUGCGGACUCCAAUGACAGAUAUAGAUGAGCCUAGACUGAUUCGAGCGUAUUUUGAACAUUACCAUACCAUCUUCCCCUUUGUUCAUGAAGCAACGUUCAUGAAACAAUAUGAGAUAAGAAGCCUUACGCCGCAAGACUGCGAAUGGGCAAUUCUCUGCGAUAUGGUAUUAGCAGUGGGUUCAUGGUGCCUGCAAGCCAAUGAGGGCAUGAACAACGGCCACAGUUUCUCUAAGCGAGCAAAGAAGAGGUUGGACCAGUUAUCUAUUCUUGCCCAAGCCUCUAUUAGCCUGAUCCAGGCACUACUUCUGAUGAGUCACUAUUACGAAAAAUAUGGCCAACCGAGAGAUAGCUGGACCUAUCUCGGUCUUGCAACUCGGAUGUCGAUCAGCCUAGGGCUGCACAAGGAGUCAACAUAUUCUCGGAAUGAUAUUUCCCCCUUGACUAAAGAGACUUGGCGAAGAGUUUGGUGGAGCGUGUAUUGCUUUGAUAGUUGCACAUCGAAGAUCCAUGGUCUGCCCCUCCUCCUACCAGAGGACAAACUGGUUACCGUCAGACCGGUAUCGAAUGUAGCCGAUGAGGACCUGACGGAGUUAAGUCAGUCUCAUCCGAACGAGCGGGACGAUUGGACAAUAUAUACCGGACUGAUUUUGCAGUCCAGCUAUCACCGAAUGGCAAAUAGUAUUAACCACCGGAUACUCUCUAUAGAUCAUGUAACUGUCUUUGAUGUGAAGACAUACGAGCAAAUGAUUAAUGAUUGGCAUAAUAGCAUCACACUCUGCACGCAGCAUACCAUGGUGGAUCAGCUGCCUGACUGGGCUCGGUAUGCACGCGAUCGGCAAAUGCUCUGUGAUCGGAGCCUCCGACUCCUCAUUCAUCGCCCGGCGCUUCUUGACUGGUUAAGAAGGAAACAGAUCUCUCACGGACAGGCCAACCUCGGGGAGGAACCAAGCGAGCGACAAUGCCGUGCUAGUGGUCUCAAUCUGGCUCGGGGAACCAUAAAGCUCACUUCACGCCUGAUCCAAGACCAUCAGUAUUCUAACGUUGCUCUCUCUUUUAUCCUCUAUGCCCUCUUGCACGCCGUCCUCGUUCCUAUUAUCCAUCUGAAGGCUGAUCCGUCUGUUCCCGAGUCUAUAACAUGGCAUCAAGACAUCGAGGAGGCCAAGCAAACACUGUCCUGCCUUUCAACUCAACAUGACGCCUUGGCAACUCAUUUUCUAGUCAUCCUCAAUCAGGCCGCCUCCUCGUCUUUUACGGCCACCGAUGAGAGCCCGAAUAUGAUUUCCGAUCCGCUGCAGCCCCAUGAUCUGCAGCCUACGGCGACGGGCAUAUUUGGUAAUAGUGAGCUCAGACUAUUAGAGCCUAACACCGCGGGGCCUAAUUCAUUGGCCUUUUCGGAAUGGUUGAAUGGUUUAUCAUAGGCUAUAUGCUUUCAAUCCAACGCUUUCAUGGUAGGUACACCACUUGUUCGAGACGUCUCGGUUCAUUUAUCAAGCUUGCAUGUUGAUAGGCC